UUCAGUCACAUCGUCAGACUCAUGAAGAAGUUCGUCUAAACUUUUAGAAUAACUGCAUGUGGAGAAGGCUGCAGUGAGAAAAGGCUGUGCAGUAUGGCGGUGCCUUUUGUGCAGGACUGGGACCUGGUCCAGACUCUGGGAGAAGGAGCCUACGGAGAAGUGAGGCUGCUGGUGAACAGACAGACGGAGGAGGCGGUGGCAGUGAAAGUGAUCGACACCUCGCAGGCUAAAGAGUGUGCUGAAAAUGUCAAGAAAGAGGUCUGCAUUCAUAAGAUGCUCAACCACUCCAACAUCGUGAGAUUUUUUGGCCACCGGAAGGAAGGACAAACUGUUUACCUCUUUUUGGAGUACUGCAGCGGAGGAGAGCUCUUCGACCGCAUCGAGCCUGAUGUGGGGAUGGCAGAGAAAGAUGCUCAUAAGUUUUUCCAGCAGCUGAUAGCAGCUGUGGAGUACCUCCACAGCGUUGGCAUCACCCACAGAGACAUAAAGCCAGAGAACAUCUUGCUAGAUGACAAAGACAACCUGAAGCUGACAGAUUUCGGCCUGGCCACCAUGUUUCGGUUCAAAGGUCGAGAGCGCCUCCUGGGUCGACUCUGUGGAACUCUUCCAUAUGUGGCUCCAGAGCUUCUCAGCCAAACAGAGUUCAAAGCUCAGCCUGCAGAUAUCUGGGCUUGUGGGAUAGUCCUCACUGCCAUGCUGGCUGGAGAAUUGCCGUGGGAUCAGCCAACUGAGAGCUGCCAGGAGUACUCAGAUUGGCUUCAAAAGAAAACAUAUCUACCUCCUUGGAAGAAAAUUCAACCAGUGCCUCUUAGUUUGUUGUCCAGAUUACUGCUGGCCCGUCCAGAUGCACGCAUCACCAUCACAGACAUAAAGAAAGACCACUGGUUUACUCAUGGUGCAAAGCAAACACCUGGUUCUCUGAACUCAGAACGGAACAAACUUCUUCGAUCUGACAGUGGACUCAUAUCCCGGGCCAAGAGUGAUGACAGGAUGCAGUUUUCCAGCUCUCAGCCGGAUCUAGCAGCAGGUGGCUUGGAAGCCAUGUUGUUAACUGGUCAAAUCAGCUUCUCCCAGCCGACCAAGCCUGAGCACAUGUUACUGUGUAGUCAGCUUCUCGGCACACCGGGAGCCAGUCAGUCACCGUGGCAGAGAUUAGUGCGGAGAAUGACGCGCUUCUUCACCACUGUGAAUGCCGACGCCUCUCUAUCGGCUCUGAAAGACACCUGUGAUGGUCUGGCACUUGGAUUCAAACUCACCUGCACCAAACAGGUGACGGUGAGCACGCUGGACAAACGCAAUAACAAACUCAUCUUCAAAGUCCAUUUACUAGAUAUGAAUCAAAGAGUGCUGCUGGACUUCAGACUGUCUAAGGGCGACGGUUUGGAGUUCAAACGUCUCUUUGUGAAGAUAAAACAGAAGCUGGGCGACGUCGUCAGCACUCAGAAGAUUUUGCUCCCCAUCACAUGAGCAGCCUCCACAAACAGCUGUUACGGACAAACAACCUGUACAUAUUUAGCUGUUCUGUUUAUGUUUUACAUGUAUUCUGCCGUCUUCUUGAAGUGUGUGAAUGUAGACUAUCGUUUUCUUUUAUCCGUGUGGAAACUGGUUGGGUGGGGAGACAAAACUCUGGUCAUAUCCUCACUUCAGUAGGUUUUAGUUUUUGGUUAGAUUGUGUUAGUUAAUCAAAGUUAAGUACACAGGGAUAGAAGAUUGUGUGUGUGUGUGCACUUCUGGCCGUCUAUUUUUAUGCUGUUGAGAAGACUGAUGUGUUCUGAUUAUGUCUGACAUGAUACAGUCUUGAAUAAAUUAUUAAAAGACCAACA
Stegastes partitus (bicolor damselfish) is the source of this 1823-nucleotide messenger RNA. It is a transcript of the gene chek1, whose product is annotated as checkpoint kinase 1. The coding region runs from base 94 to 1467 and encodes 457 amino acids. The transcript is spliced from 14 exons. Gene Ontology annotation, cellular component: cytoplasm. Lineage: Eukaryota; Metazoa; Chordata; Actinopteri; Pomacentridae. Gene Ontology annotation, molecular function: ATP binding; protein serine/threonine kinase activity. The record is from RefSeq and is a predicted model, not a curated record. Gene Ontology annotation, biological process: protein phosphorylation; DNA damage checkpoint signaling.